AUGGCGACCACGGUGGACAAAAUCAAGGACAUUGAGUCCGAAAUGGCUCGGACGCAGAAGAACAAGGCUACGUCAUUCCACUUGGGACAGUUGAAGGCGAAAUUGGCCAAGUUGAAGAAAGAGCUGCUCACACCGUCGAGCGGAGGAGGUGGAGCAGGAGUCGGCUUCGAUGUUGCGCGUACGGGAGUGGCAUCGGUCGGCUUCAUAGGCUUCCCAUCCGUGGGCAAGUCGACGCUCAUGUCGCGCCUGACCGGCCAGCACUCCGAAGCAGCUGCAUACGAGUUCACCACCUUGACCACGGUGCCGGGGCAGGUGGUCUACAACGGCGCUAAGAUUCAGAUAUUGGAUCUGCCUGGUAUCAUCCAGGGCGCCAAGGACGGCAAGGGAAGAGGUAGGCAGGUCAUUGCCGUGGCCAAGACAUGUCAUCUCAUAUUCAUCGUUCUCGAUGUGAACAAACCACUCACAGACAAGCGCGUCAUCGAGACCGAGCUGGAGGGCUUCGGGAUCCGCAUCAACAAGCAGCCUCCCAACAUCAAGAUCACGAAGAAAGACAAGGGCGGUAUCUCCAUCACGAGCACGGUCGCCCUCUCGCACAUCGACCACGACGAGAUCAAGGCGGUCAUGAACGAAUACCGCAUGGCCAACUGCGAUAUUGCCAUCCGAUGCGAUGCGACCGUGGACGACCUCAUCGACGUCAUCGAAGCCAAGAGUCGCUCCUACAUUCCCGUCAUCUACGCACUGAACAAGAUCGAUUCCAUCAGCAUCGAAGAGCUCGAUUUGCUCUACCGAAUCCCGAACGCCUGUCCGAUCUCCUCGGAGCACGGGUGGAACGUGGACGAAUUGCUGGAGCAGAUGUGGGAGAAGCUCAACUUGCGCCGAGUGUACACCAAGCCAAAGGGAAAGCUGCCCGAUUACACGGCGCCUGUGGUUUUGAGGAGCACGGCCUGUACGGUCGAGGACUUCUGUAACGCCAUUCACAAGACCAUCGUGGAGCAGUUCCGGAUUGCGAUUGUGUACGGCCGCAGCGUGAAACACCAGCCUCAGCGCGUGGGGCUCACACACGAGCUCGCGGACGAAGAUAUCAUAACAAUCAUCAAGAAAUGA
This is a messenger RNA of Lecanosticta acicola, 1104 nucleotides long. The record is from the annotation of a GenBank genome assembly. NCBI's taxonomy places the organism in Eukaryota, Fungi, Ascomycota, Dothideomycetes, Mycosphaerellales, Mycosphaerellaceae.